Necator americanus (New World hookworm) is the source of this 498-nucleotide messenger RNA. RefSeq lists its product as uncharacterized. The record is from RefSeq and is a predicted model, not a curated record. The coding region runs from base 1 to 498 and encodes 165 amino acids. The transcript has a single exon. NCBI's taxonomy places the organism in Eukaryota, Metazoa, Nematoda, Chromadorea, Rhabditida, Ancylostomatidae.
AUGUCUAAAAUACCAAGCCAACAGGAGGUCAUUGUCGGAGUCGACGCAAAUGCAAAGAUGGGACUUCAACAGCAAUCCGAUGUGCUAGGAAAAUGGUAUUAUCCAGCGGAGCGCACGUCGGACAACGGUGACCGUUUGGUCGACUUGUCCGAACAGACAGGCCUCAUCAUCGCUUCCACGUUUAAGAGGAAUCAUCGACGCCAUCAGCUCACGUGGCAGCGCAAGCGGAAGGUGAGGACUCUUAAGCUUCAGCUCCACUACGUUCUGGCGAGGAACAUUCUUCAGUCAGUUAUCCGAAAAUCUAGAGCUGUUUGGGAAGUCGCGUUCGACUCUGACCACCGUCCAGUUCUCCUCAGCUUCAAGGUUUCACAAGAGAAACCGAGGAGUUCAUCUCCAACCGAAAAUCGACAUGACAAGUCUGAAAGACGUAGAAUGCAGAACAAAAUUCCGCCAACGUGCAUCUAUUCAUGUUGGAGUACGGACCAGGAAGAAGCCUAG